Messenger RNA from Trichoderma virens Gv29-8, 411 nucleotides. RefSeq lists its product as uncharacterized. The transcript has 2 exons. The coding region runs from base 80 to 289 and encodes 69 amino acids. NCBI's taxonomy places the organism in Eukaryota, Fungi, Ascomycota, Sordariomycetes, Hypocreales, Hypocreaceae. The record is from RefSeq and is a predicted model, not a curated record.
CAACAUCUCAAUACAAUCUCAGAUCUACAUCACAGCAUACAGUUCUUAGCUUUCACAAACAACCAACCAAUCAAUCACAAUGGAUUCCAUCAAGCAGGGCGCCAACUACGUCGGUGAGAAGGUUCAGCAGGCCACCUCUGGUGCCUCCAAGGAGACAAACAAGCAGGUCGCCAAGGACAGCGAUGCCGGAAUUGGCACUCGAGCCUCGGCUGCCAAGGAUGCCGUGAGCGACAAGAUGAGCGAGUCCAAGCACGACGCCAAGGGCGAGGCCCACAAGCAGGCUAUCUAAACUGUGAAGGUGGUUGCAACAACGAAGGAUGUGACACAACUUCUGCAUCUGUCCGUCUUUGAGAGACGAGGAUAGCGAUACCCUAUUAUUAUAACUCAAUAAUACAACUUUCAUCCUGCUAC